Molecule: messenger RNA, 2662 nt
Organism: Vicia villosa (hairy vetch)
Lineage: Eukaryota; Viridiplantae; Streptophyta; Magnoliopsida; Fabales; Fabaceae
Product: putative pentatricopeptide repeat-containing protein At1g12700, mitochondrial
Exons: 4
Coding region: 250-1947 (565 amino acids)
Molecular function (GO): protein binding
Source: RefSeq, a predicted model, not a curated record
UGUUGGAGGUGGAGACUCAAAAAGAAUCAAAACAUAAACCCUAGGCAGCAUAACAUUUUUAUUCACCUUGCAUUAUUAUCAUUUUUUUAAUGAAGAAUGGUUCUGAUUUAAAGACAAAAAUCACACACUACCCUCGCUGCAACACACAGUGACAAACAAGUUCCGUUCCGCAGUUGAAGAAGAAAACGAGAGAGGAACGGAACACAUCUUGAGGUUGAAAUCUCAUCAUUCUAUUGGUUUUUUUAUCUGAUGAUUCUAAAUCCAAGGUAUGCCAUUUCCAAAUUCUCUCGUAAUCCUAUUCUACCUUCUUCUACAUUGCUUCUUUAUCGCUUCUUCAGCCAUUUGCAACGCCACUAUGCCAGAAAAAGUUCUGGGUUUCAUAAUGUUGAAGCUGCUGUUACUCGUUUCAAUUGCAUGAUUCGUGUACUUUCUCCGCCACCCACUUGUGAAUUUGACAAGGUUUUAGGAGCUAUUGUGAGAAUGGGACAUUAUCCCACUGCAAUUUCGCUUUUUUCGCAGUUUCAACUUAGGGGAAUUUCGCCUUCUAUUGCUACUUUCAGCAUCUUGAUUAAUUGUUUUUGUCAUCAAUCUCAUAUGGGUUUUGCUUUUUCAUUAUUGGGUACCAUUCUUAAGAGUGGAUAUGAACCUAAUUUGGUGACUUUUAAUACAAUCAUCAAUGGUUUUUGUACGAAUGGGAUGAUUUAUAAAGCCUUGAACUUUUACCAAGACCUAGUAGCCCAAGGGUAUCUUUUUGAUGAAUUUACUUAUGGGAUUUUAAUCAAUGGGUUGUGUAAAAACGGGCAAACUAAAGCUGCGUUACAUUUGUUACACGAGAUGGAGGAACGGUCGGUUGAACCAAAUCUAGUAAUGUAUAGUGCAGUCAUUGAUGGACUAUGCAAAGAUGGACUUGUCACGGAUGCGCUUAGUUUGUGUUCUCGGAUGGGUGACAGGGGAGUUUUACUUGAUGUUGUUACCUACAACUCUUUAAUUCGUGGUUGUUGUAGCGUAGGUCGAUGGCAAGAUGUAAAUCAAUUACUAAUGAGAAUGGUGCGGGAAAACGUUGAUACGGAUGACUUUACGUUUAACAUAUUGAUUGAUGCGUUAUGUAAAGAAGGAAGGGUAUUAGAAGCACAGGGUGUGUUUGUUAUGAUGAUGAAAAGAGGCGAGAAACCGGAUAUUAUUACUUACAAUGCUAUGAUGGAUGGGUAUUGUUUAAGAAAAAGUGUUGACGAGGCUAAAGAACUAUUUGAUGGAAUGGUCAAAAGAGGCUUGGAACCUGAUGUUUUGAAUUAUAAUGUCUUGAUUAAUGGUUAUUGCAAGAAUGAAAUGGUUGAUGAAGCGUUGGUUCUCUUUAAAGAGAUGCGUCGCAAAAAUUUAGUCCCUAGUAUUGCUACUUACAAUUCUCUUAUUGAUGGCUUAUGCAAUUUGCACAGAAUACCACACGUGAAGGAACUUCUUGAUGAAAUGCGGGAUAGUGGUCAACCCCCAGAUGUAGUCACUUACAAUAUAUUGUUAGACACGCUUUGUAAAACCCGACCUUUUGACGAGGCAAUCUCAUUAUUUUGGAAGAUUGUUCAAGGAAUUUGGCCUGAUUUUUACACAAACUAUUUAAUUGUUGACAAUUUGUGCAAAGGUGAAAAGUUGAAGAUUACAGAAGAUGCUCUUCAAUACCUUUUGAUGCUCGGUUGUCCUCCAAAUGUCCGAACAUAUACUAUCAUCAUCAAUGCACUUUGUAAAGAUGGCUCUUUUGAUGAAGCUAUACUCUUACUAUCAAAAAUGGAUACCAAUGAUUGCUCCCCUGAUGCUGUAACUUUUGAUACAAUUAUUGGUGCACUACUCAAGAAAAAUGAGACCGAUAAGGCAGAGAAACUUCGUCAUGAGAUGAUGGAGAGAGGUCUAGUAAAUAUUGAAAAAAGGUUGAUGUGCGAACAGGGAGGGAAUCUGUGACUGCCGAACUUGUCAUUCAUGUUCUAUUUUCACAUGACAACCAAAGCAAGUCAAGAUUUACAUGCGUCGGGCAAUCCAGACUGCGAAGGCCAAAACGGUUAUGCAAGCAGAAUAUAAUUUUUCAAUGCCAAAUAUCAGAUUUUCUGUGUUCAAUGGUUGAUUGGAGACAACAGCUGGAACCAGAGUUACGCUAUAUUCUUGCCUACAAAUUCUGGCUUUCAAUCUGGUUCAUUUCACUCUGACGUCUGAGCAAGUUUCUUGCUUGUAAGCUAAAUCCCUGUGAUCCUUCAUACUCUAUGGAGAAGUGUAUGUUCCAUCCCCAAGGAAAGUACAGUUUAUCAGACUGCUUAGUUUCUUGUACGGGGAACUUGUGAAGAUUCAAUGCACUACCUUAUGGUCUUUGCCGGAGAUAUGUGAGCUUAGGUAGCAGAUUUGCAAUUGGACUAACUAGAAACAUCCAGAAUCGCUUUUGUUUAAUUUCUUAACCAGUAGUUGCUUGGAGUCUCAUACGGCAACAAAACAUCCUUAUAAAGUAAAUCAUAUACAUGGAAAGUUGAGAAGUAGGUUAUAGAUUUGAAUUAUUUUCAGUGUCUUUCUUGUAAAUAAUAUAAUGUACACCUUGAGAAGAAUAGCAUUGUGGCUCUGGGAACUGGUGGUGAGGAUCCAGAAGUUAACAUAGAAUAUUCAUUUAUUGUAUUUAUUUACAUUGUUUGUA